Molecule: messenger RNA, 1701 nt
Organism: Dermatophagoides pteronyssinus (European house dust mite)
Lineage: Eukaryota; Metazoa; Arthropoda; Arachnida; Sarcoptiformes; Pyroglyphidae
Biological process (GO): sodium ion transmembrane transport
Cellular component (GO): plasma membrane
Molecular function (GO): ligand-gated sodium channel activity
Source: RefSeq, a predicted model, not a curated record
AGAAAGCAGCCUAAUUAAAAAAAAGUUAAAAUUUUUAAUCAAAAAAAAGUUACUGCCUUUCAUCGUUUUAAUCAUUCUUCAUUCUAUACAUCAUUCACAUCGUUCGACUGAAUUUAUUGACGAUUUGUUGAAAAAAAUAUGGCUUCACCACAAUCUACAACAGCAUCAUCAUUAACAUCUACAGACAAUCCAGAAUCUCCAUCAUCAAUGAUUGCAAUAUCAACUGAUGAUAUCAAUAUUCAUGAUAAAAAUGAUCAAUCAAAGAAAUUUAAAUUUUUUCCCCAUAUUUUUUCGUGUUGUGGUCAUCAACAAUUAAUCUAUCUAAAACGUUUAAAUUCAUUAGAUAUUAUAUAUGCAAUUGGAUCAUUUAUUGCCGUUUUAGGAUGUGCCUGGCAAUUAAUCGAUGUUAGCCGAAUAUAUUUUGCCUACGAUACAAAUGUUAAUGUUAUGUUUGAACGUGAAACUAAAGUAGAAAUUCCUGCUAUAACUAUUUGUAUGGAUUUAUUCAAAGUGGCUAAUGACGAAUAUAUUGAAGAAAAUUAUUCAAAUCAAUUAAAACAUUUUGCUGAAAAUAAAGUAAAUAAAUAUUCGGCUUAUAAAAAACUAUUCCAAAAUCUUACACUUUAUGAAUUAUUGAAUAAUGCAACUUAUUCAAGUGAAAAAGUAUUCAACAAAUGUCGAAUAAUCAAACCGAUCGCAAUCGAAAAUAAUGAAACUGAUGAUUAUAUUAAUUGUACAUUCAUUUCACCGAUUCAUGAAUCAUUGACUGAUGUGAAAAAAUGUUUUUCCAUUGGAUUACAAUUAAACAAUCAAUCUGAUGAUUAUUUUUAUAUUGAUCAUGAUAUGACAAUUCGCGAUAAUGGAUUUCCAUUAUAUCAAAUCAGUUUAUUUAACAAAUACAUUGAAUCACCAAUGAUUUUGAUGCAUUCACGUUCAAUACCAUUUCUUGGUUUUAUUGGUGGACAAACAAAUGUUUUCCGAGUCAAUAAUACACGAUCAUCAUUUCAAUUGUUUAAUUAUUUUAAAACAAUAAACGAUUUAUUGGAACCACCAUUUAAAACAGAUUGUCGUCGAUAUGAAGAAAUUGGCUACAAAUCAUUAAUGCAUUGUAUGAAUCGUUGUAAAUCAAAUUUUUUCAUUCGUAAUUUUAAUGGCCAACAUGGUGAUGUUCCAACAGAUAAUAGCUUUGAUCUUAAUAUGUAUUUCGCUCCAUCAAAAUUCAAAGAGAAUAAAACUUUAGAUAAAAUUAUGUCAAAUGAAUGUUUAACAACGUGUAGCAAACGACAAGAAUGUCAUAGUGAAUUCUAUACAAUGUCAAUGAUGGAUGAUUUUGAACGAAAACCAAUGCAAAAUCGUUAUGAAUUUGAUGUUUAUUUUUCAUCAACUGCAAAUACACAUUAUAAACAUCAACCACGAAUGGAAUUAGUCGAAUUUAUCUGUUUUUAUGCAUCAACUAUAAGUCUUUGGUUUGGAUUCUCAAUCAUUGCUUUUUCACGAAGUGUAUUACAUAUUAUACAUCAAAAUGCAUUGGCUAAACGAAAUAGUUCAGUUUCAACAACGAAAAAUGAUAAGAGUGUUACUAUUCUUCCUGGUCGCCGUUAUUCACAAACGGUUGAAAUGAGUUAUCAUAUCUCUAAAGCUGCAUUAGAGAUUGAUUUGAAAAAACCAGAAACCGAACAACGUGUUCAAGAGAAGAAGUGA